CAUAUUUCUUAGAAUCAUCAUGAAGAUUUUUGUCUUUCUUAUGGUCCUGGUGGUUGCAAGUGGCAAGCAAUAUGAGAGAUGUGAGCUUGCAAGGGCCUUAAAAGCUUUUGGAAUGAAUGGCUAUGCGGGUGCAAGUCUGGCUGAUUGGGUUUGCCUUACCAAAUGGGAGUCUAACUACAAUACUGCAGCCACUAACCACAACACGGGUGGUUCAACAGACUAUGGGAUUUUCCAGAUCAACAGUCGUUACUGGUGCAAUGAUGACCGCACCCCAGGCCGUACUAGCAAUGGCUGUAAAAUCAACUGCUCACAGCUUCUGAGCAAUGACAUUUCUUUGUCUAUUAAUUGUGCCAAGAUCAUAGGAAAGAUGCAAGGCAUUACUGCAUGGUACGGUUGGCUAAACCACUGUAAGAACCAUGAUGUGAGCCCAUACAUUGCAGGAUGUGGGGUUUAAGAGAAGAACUUUCCACGUGUACAUGGACAAAAUAAUGUUCCAGUAAUGUGUACAAAUAAACAUGCAUGAAAUUCCUCAUAAGACUUUAUUUUUGUAAGCAGGUUACAUCAGUAUACUUCCAAUGAAUACAAGAAGACAUCAUUACAAUGAUCCAGAAAUUAAAAAAGAAAAACUAACAAUUGUAUUUAUUAAGAUAAAGUAAAAAAAUAAAAAGAGGAAAGUUUUAGUUAAGAAUUUAAAGGUGAAGUGUAUAAUUUCUGCACCACUAUGGAGCUAAAUAAAAGACUAAAAGAUUUUAAUUAGAAUUUUGUGAAUUUGAGACAUGUGGAAUUUAACAAAAUUUUUAUAGUUUUAGUGGCAUAUUCUAUAGAUUGGUAUUUUGAAAAGGCAGAUUUUGUGUUCUGAACUUUUUUAGAGGUGAAAUUAACUCUUAAAAAUCUCUAAAUAAUCAGACUAUAAUAUUACAGCUGAAGAAGAAAUUCAAUAUUCUAAAAUUCAAAACACAAAAUUCAGAUCUUACAGAAAGUAGGCAAGAGUUCGAGCAUCCGGGUUCCACAUGGAAAAGUAGAGGGUUUCAGAGAAGUCGAAUGGAGCAUUUUGGCCUGUCACAGAGCUACAAUAGCAUUUCCAGCAUUUGCAGUGAAAACUAAAAAUUUAAUAUAUACCAAGUACCCAUGACCAGUAUAUAUUGAACCAUUUCAAUGAAUGAUCAUAGACAUUUGCAGAUAGAUUCCAGUUAGGGCUAUCACAAAUAUAAAAUUUGUCUGACGAUUAAUUGUCAAACAAAGAUUUUUGAUUUUGAUGAUUAAUUAUUUGUUUUAGGACUGUGAUGAUUAAUUGUCUUGUUAAGUGCUUUCGCAAUUAAUUGUCAUGUAAAUUGUCAUAUUUUUUUAAGGUUUGCUUUUUCUGCAUGUGUGCUUCAUUCACCUUACAAAUAUA
Molecule: messenger RNA, 1393 nt
Organism: Xyrauchen texanus (razorback sucker)
Lineage: Eukaryota; Metazoa; Chordata; Actinopteri; Cypriniformes; Catostomidae
Product: lysozyme C-like
Exons: 4
Coding region: 20-454 (144 amino acids)
Biological process (GO): defense response to Gram-positive bacterium; defense response to Gram-negative bacterium
Molecular function (GO): lysozyme activity
Source: RefSeq, a predicted model, not a curated record